ACUAACCGGGGAGUUUUUUUUCCCCUCCACUCUGCAGCAGCAAACAAAGAGCAACAUGGAAAAGGCAUUGUGCACGUUGGCUGCUGUGCUUUUUCUGGGAGUUUUCUUGCACCGAGCCGAAGCAAAGAUAAACGAUGCAACAACUGAGAGUUAUUCAAUAUUCAACUACACGACUGCAAGCAGCACUGUGAACUGGACCGAAGCUGUCACUGAUGGAGCGACUCCAACAACUGCAGCGACAAAGUUAUUCAGCAGCACAGAAAAACAGCUGGACACCACAAACACCAGCCAGGACAGAGAAGAAAUAAACAACAAAAAAGAAGAAGACAGAGAUGAAGUAAACAAGAAGAAAGACAAAGAUGAAGAUAAUCGCAAGACUGAAGAUGAGAAAACACAACCGGACUGUCCUCCUCUCGGCCUGGAGUCCCUGAAUGUCGAUGACAGCCAGAUUCAGGCGUCUUCCUACCAGCGGUCGGGUCUCGGUCCUCACAGAGGGAGGCUCAACAUCCAGUCUGGCAUUGAGGAUGGAGACCUGUAUGAUGGAGCUUGGUGUGCAGAGUUUAAGGACAAGCACCAGUGGCUAGAAGUGGACGCCAUCCAUCUCACCCUGUUCACUGGAGUCAUCCUGCAGGGCCGAAACUCCAUCUGGAGUUGGGACUGGGUAGAAACCUACAAAGUUCAGCUGAGUAAUGACUCUGUGAGCUGGAAAACCUGCAUGAACGGGACACAAGAAGCGAUAUUUGAAGGGAACCAGAACCCAGAGACUCCAGUUCUCGGACUCCUUCCUGUUCCCACCGUGGCCCGUUUCAUCCGGAUCAACCCUCAGACCUGGUACUUCAAUGGAACCGUCUGCCUCAGGGCUGAGAUACUUGGCUGUCGAGUUCCCGAUCCAGAUGACAUUUACUCCUCAGCACCAGAACCGGGAUCAAAGGAUGCUCUCGAUUUCAGACACCACAACUACAAAGAGAUGAGGAAGCUCAUGAAGUCUGUAACCGAGGAGUGUCCGGACAUCACUCGAGUCUACACCAUAGGGAAGAGCUACACGGGCCUCAAACUCUACGUUAUGGAGAUCUCAGAUAACCCCGGCAAGCAUGAACUUGGUGAGCCGGAGUUUCGCUAUGUGGCCGGGAUGCACGGGAACGAGGCUCUGGGUCGAGAGCUCGUCCUGAACCUCAUGCAGUACAUGUGCAAAGAGUACAAAAAGGGAAACCAGCGAAUCGUUCGGCUGGUUACCGAGACGCGAAUCCACCUCCUGCCAUCCAUGAACCCAGACGGAUAUGAAGUAGCUUAUGAGAAGGGCUCAGAACUGGCCGGCUGGGCUGAAGGGCGAUACAGCUUUGAAGGAAUCGACCUGAAUCACAACUUUCCUGACCUGAACAACAUCAUGUGGGACGCUCAAGAGACAGCAGCGGAUCCAUCCAAAGUCUCCAACCACUACAUCCCCAUCCCAGAGUACUACACUAAAGAAGACGCCAUGGUUGCACCAGAGACUCGUGCCGUCAUCAGCUGGAUGCAGGACAUUCCCUUCGUCCUCAGCGCCAACCUCCACGGAGGAGAACUGGUCGUCACGUAUCCCUUCGACUGCACCCGAGACUGGGCCCCUCAGGAAAACACCCCCACGGCGGACGACGCUUUCUUCCGCUGGCUGGCCACCGUCUACGCCUCGACCAACCUGGUGAUGGUCGACCCCGACCGCCGCAUCUGCCACUACGAGGACUUCCAGGGACACAACAACAUCAUCAACGGCGGCGCCUGGCACACCGUCCCCGGCAGCAUGAAUGACUUCAGUUACCUGCACACCAACUGCUUCGAGGUGACGGUGGAACUCUCCUGCGAUAAGUUCCCUCAUGUCAGUGAACUUCCCAUCGAGUGGGAGAACAACAAGGAGUCUCUGCUGGUUUACAUGGAGCAGGUUCACAGAGGGAUUAAAGGUGUAGUCAAGGACAAAAUCACCAAACAGGGAAUAGCAGACGCUGUGAUCAAGGUGGAGGACCACGACCACGACAUCCGAUCAGCUGCUGACGGCGACUACUGGCGUCUUCUGAACCCCGGCGAGUACAAAGUGGUGGUUUGGGCCGAGGGUUACUUCCCAUCCAUGCGUCGGUGCCACGUCGGCAUGGAGCCAAAUCCCACCAUCUGUGACUUCACCCUCACCAAGACGCCCAUCCAGAGGCUGAAGGAGAUCCGGGCCAAAGGAGGGAAGGUCCCGCAGGACCUCCAGCUGCGACUUCGGGCCCUGAGGCUCCGAAAGCUUCGUGCCAGCACCAAGGCCAUCAACCGCCGCCGGGAGAGUCAGCAGCUGCAGCGGAGGAGAGCUCGGUCCUCCGGAGGCUGGAGGAUAUGAAAGGAGAUGGGACGAAAGAGUUGAUCUCAAGAAACUGAUGAAACGACUCUCGGACACAAAGAAAAAACACCAAAUAUGAAAACAUACCGAUAAUUUUACAUGCUGAGGUUUUUAAAUAUGUUUCUGAGAGGCCUAUUUCCAGCAAUUUGGAUGUACUGACCCUUUAAACCAGGUUACACUACGACUGACAAGCUCUUACAAAAGAAGACAAAACACCCAAAAGCAGGACAUGGACUUCUAAUCCAAAUAUUCAGAAAAGUUCCACAAACAAGCUCUUCAAAUGAUGAAAUAACUUUCUAUUUUUUUUCUUUUGUACAUUGAGGAUUUCAGUGUCAGCUGGCCUGAUAUGUCACAUUUGUUCUAUCAUUGUCUGUUAUUUUUGACUGAAGUCCAACAGGACCACAAACUCAAAAAAAUAUUUGUGUUUCUAGUGUAAUAAAGUGUCUUAAUCUGA
Molecule: messenger RNA, 2798 nt
Organism: Amphiprion ocellaris (clown anemonefish)
Lineage: Eukaryota; Metazoa; Chordata; Actinopteri; Pomacentridae
Gene: cpxm1a
Product: carboxypeptidase X (M14 family), member 1a
Exons: 13
Coding region: 56-2344 (762 amino acids)
Biological process (GO): proteolysis
Molecular function (GO): metallocarboxypeptidase activity; zinc ion binding
Source: RefSeq, a predicted model, not a curated record